UUGAGUUCAGCUGGACGAGCGUGAAUGCCAUCACGAAAGUCAACAAAAAUAGUAACUAAUAUUCACAUCCUGAAUUCCUGAUGUUAAUGUAAUAAAACGAUUUUGCAAGGUUCAAACGUGCAACCAGAUGUUGUGAUCACAAUGGAUUUUAACUCGUCAAUUACUCCGGGAUUUUGUCCGGAAUGUGGUUCGGUACUGCCUUUGCUACAAAUGACGGGCAAUGUGAGGUGUUACAACUGCCUGAAAAUCUACGACGAAGCAUUUUUCGGCACCAUGGAAAUUCGAACCACAAUCCAUUUCAAUUCGUACAAAAGCAGAAAGGACCAGCAGCUGGAUAGCAGAAAAGCAGCCGCUGACGAGGAAGCAGAAGGCCCAAUUGUGGCGCGUAAAUGCCCCAAAUGUGGCAACGACAAGAUGUCGUAUGCUACCCUGCAGCUGCGAUCGGCCGAUGAAGGGCAGACCGUGUUCUUCACGUGCACCAAGUGCAAGUUCAAAGAAUCAGAAAACUCAUGAAGGCAAUGUUAUACCCUGCUGAUUUAUUUUUCAUAAUAAAUUUGUUUGAAAUAUAUUUAUUUUUUUCUAAUUCUAA
Armigeres subalbatus is the source of this 589-nucleotide messenger RNA. RefSeq names its product DNA-directed RNA polymerase I subunit RPA12 (gene RpI12). Gene Ontology annotation, molecular function: nucleic acid binding; zinc ion binding. Gene Ontology annotation, biological process: termination of RNA polymerase I transcription; DNA-templated transcription. The coding region runs from base 142 to 513 and encodes 123 amino acids. The transcript has 3 exons. The record is from RefSeq and is a predicted model, not a curated record. Lineage: Eukaryota; Metazoa; Arthropoda; Insecta; Diptera; Culicidae. Gene Ontology annotation, cellular component: RNA polymerase I complex.